Schistocerca piceifrons (Central American locust) is the source of this 1569-nucleotide messenger RNA. Its product is annotated as ankyrin-3-like. The record is from RefSeq and is a predicted model, not a curated record. The transcript is spliced from 6 exons. Lineage: Eukaryota; Metazoa; Arthropoda; Insecta; Orthoptera; Acrididae. The coding region runs from base 168 to 1484 and encodes 438 amino acids. Gene Ontology annotation, molecular function: protein binding.
GCCUGUCUAAGCCAGCAGGACGAUAAAUGGCGGCGCCAGCGAACCGCCAGCGCACAAGCCACACCGCUGCGGGUGCGAGAGGACACGGGUUGUUCAACGCUGUGCAAGAGUCGAAGAUAUUUUGAGAGAAAGACUUUUACUUAGCGAAACAUCUACAUCCUUCCAUUAUGUCGUGCAGUAGCAUCAGUUGGCUCAUCUGCAUUUUUGUGGCUGUAGUGACAGCUACUGACUACAGCGACGUAGUGUCGAUUAGAGAACCGUUCGUGGUGGAGUCAGUGCAGGAGGUGAGGGAGUGGGCGGCGGUGCCGGGCGCUGCGGACGGCUCCAUGGUGUCGCGGCUGUCGGCGAGCGCGAGCCUGGUGGUGGGCGGCGCCGGGGCCUCCGCGCUCCGCCCCGGCGCGCCGGACCUCGGCAGUCCGCGGGUCACCCUCCUGGACGUGGACGGCCGGGAGCUGCGCAGACUGCUGGCCGCCCACCGCACCCUGCAGGCCCCCCGCGUGCCCAGUGCGGCUCCCCAGUACGACUCGUCGGCAGAUUGCGCCCUGCAGGCUACCCAGCAACUCUCUGUUGAGAGUGCGGCCGCCGCGGCCGUCCUUGCUGUCAGGUACUCCUGUACUGACCUCAGGGACGCUGCCCUCGCCUUCAUCAAGGCUCACAUCUUUGACGUGAUGGCCUCGCAGGGCUGGGCCGACGUAAUGCGCACUUACACAGAAGACCUCAUCAAAGUGAGUCAACUGCUGUCUGAGCCAACCGCAGAAAACAGCAUGCCAGCCUCCACAGAGGGAAGCACCGCUCAUUGGCCCAACGACCACGACCAGACGCCCCUCCUAGAUGACGAUGGCGCCGACCCAGCCGACGUCAGCGAUGUCUCUCCAUACCGCAUGCCAGCCUCCACAGAGGGAAGCACCGCUCAUUGGCCCAACGACCACGACCAGACGCCCCUCCUAGAUGACGAUGGCGCCGACCCAGCCGACGUCAGCGAUGUCUCUCCAUACCGGAGCCUUUCAGGACAUGACAAAUGCAUGAAGCUGAUCGAAGCAGCCAAGCACGGGCGAGUGGAAGAGCUGAGGGCUCUGCUGGUGGCAGGGGCAGACAUAGACGGAAAGGACAUCUACGGGAGGACUGCACUGCACACUGCGGCAUGGAACAGGCACGCCGAAGCGGUGAGGACUCUUCUCGAUGCUGGAGCAGACGUGAGCGCUAGGGACAACGAGGAGUACACGCCUCUGCACAUGGCUGCCUUAGGCGGCAGCGCGGCUGUGGUGCGGUUGCUGGCGGACUCCUCUGCCGAUCCCAACGCCAGGGAUGUGUGGGGGUGGGCGCCACUGCACUUGGCGGCACGCGAAGGCCAGCCCGAGGCGGCGCAAGCACUGCUCGACAUCGGAGCCGACAGUGGGGCCAGGGAAAACACCGGGCUAACCCCAUUGGACAUCGCCAGGUCCAGGAACCAACAGGAGGUGGCAGACGUACUAACACGAGAUUAGCGGUCAAACAAAAGUUUGUGGAACCAAAAGGCAUCCGACACAGGAGUUUUCGCUACUUUUAAAAUAAAGAAUAUAAAAAGAUUAA